Messenger RNA from Mucor velutinosus, 1611 nucleotides. RefSeq names its product Mitogen-activated protein kinase 11 (gene MPK11). NCBI's taxonomy places the organism in Eukaryota, Fungi, Mucoromycota, Mucoromycetes, Mucorales, Mucoraceae. The transcript has 3 exons. Bases 1 to 1611 code for a protein of 536 amino acids. The record is from RefSeq and is a predicted model, not a curated record.
AUGAUUUCUUCCAGUCUAAAGCGUCUGUUGCUACCCUCCAUUCUCAUUUUACCAUGCUCUUGCGCCUAUAUUUCAGCAACGUCCAACGGAAAAGAGACAGCAUUGUACAAGUUUAUAGCAUCAAACAUUGACAUGAUGAAGCCAUACAUUAUGGCAGUGCUUAUUAUGUGGGCUUGUUUGGAAAUCGGGUUCUUUGUUUACUUUUCAAAUGUACGACAGAGAUUGCAACAAACAACAAAACCUAAAAAGCCAUUGGAUCUGUCAGAGAGAACCAGCCUGUUUUGGAACUGUGUUCAGACCAUUGUAGAUCUUCCUUCUUGGGCAGAGGGCUGGUUCUAUUACAAAAGAGACCACUCGCAUCCGACAUUCAAAGAGAUCAAAAGAGAAAAUCUAGCACUGUGGUUUGCUUGGGCUUUCUGGCAUGAAAAUCUCGACAUUGUCAGGCAAAACAAGGCAUGGGCAGAUGAAAUUGAGUGGAUGUUGGCUACAGCAGAGGAAUGGUUCCAUGUCAAGUUUCCAGAGGGAUUGAAUCCAGAACUACAGUGCAUUAGACUCAAUUUGGAUCCAGUAGAGGCAGUGCAUCGACCGCUGAUGGUGUACGUUGGGUUAUAUGCCCUGACAUGGAUCUUCAACACAUUGUUCCUGGAAUGGCAUUGGGGGUUCACUCAUUCUGGGGCUACUGCACCUGGCAUUGAAUGGGGCGGCCCGCUCUCUUUUGUCCAUGAUAUCGUCCAUCGCCUCAAGAAAGUCAUUCUCAACAUGACAACCAACAGCAGCACUCGGGACAGAAACAUCCAUCCUAAAAAACAGCCUCGCCUCAAGCACUUGUCCUAUUGGUAUCGAGCACCUUCUGCAGAAUCCACCACUAGAACACCUCUUGUCUUUAUACAUGGCAUUGGCGCAGGAGUGAUGUGUUAUACAGAGUUCGUACAUCAAUUAGCUUAUUUCGACCGCCCCAUCUUCUUGGUCGAGCUACCCUACGUUGCCAUGCGCAUGGUAGAUCAUGUCCCUACCGCCGCGGAAACUGUUCUGGAGGUGACUGAAAUGCUAAGCACGUUUGGCUACGACAAGGCUGUGUAUGUGUCCCAUUCAUUGGGUACUGGCGUCUCUAGCUGGAUCCUCAAUAUGGCGCCCGAGACAAUAGCUGGUGUAGUCAUGAUUGAUCCCAUCUGCUUCCUGCUGCAUUAUCAUAAUGUCGCAUUUAAUUUCGUACAUCGCAUCCCCAAGACACUGUUUGAGCAUAUCAUGCAUUUUGGCGCUGCUAGAGAGCUUUAUAUCAGCAAUUACAUCUCUCGUCAUUUCCAAUGGUUUGAAACUAUUUAUUUCACUCAACCCACAAACACACAGCAAAUCGCCUCAUUGCCAUCACCAUUGGACAUGCACUCGCCACUCGCCAAUGCCAGCGUGUUCCUGUCUGAGAAGGAUGGCAUUGUUGGUAGCGCCACUGUCUACAACUACCUGCUAGCAAGAGGUGUUGAUGCUCAUAUCAUGGAUCAUUUGGAGCAUGCCAUGUUCUUGACCAAUACAAGAUGGAAAGUGUCUAUUACCCAACGAGUAGAUUUAAUUGCUAGAAAAGCUGAUUAUGCAGCCUUGAUGAAUAAACCAUUGUAA